AGGCGCGAGGGAGGCCGCCGUGUGGAGUCGUGCGGACAGUGCGUGGUGCCGGUGCAGGCGGUGCGUGGCGCGGGAGGGGCGGGCACGGCGCGGCCCGGGCGCCAGUCGUUCGGAAGCAAGCGGGCGGCUCGCGUCGCCCUGCGCUCUUUUGGUGCAUCGCUGCAACGCUGCGUUCGCGAACUUGUCAUCAGGUGCGGCCAAAGAUUUAUGUACAUUUCAGACUGAUUGACUUUAAAAGUGUGCGUUCAAAGUGCCUAACUUCAUCAGAACACUUGAGUAAAAGUUCAUUGAUCAAAACUGUAAUUUAGUGAAGUGAACUGAAUAAUAAAAUUUAAAGUGAAGAUUAUUUAAUUCGACAUUGGCGCGGUUACAUCACAGCGACUUUGGUAUCACACUACAAUGAUUUAAGUGAUGGGGCGUGGUGUGCGGUCGAGACGCAGGAGAGCGUCACGGUGUCGGGACGCGUGGUGGCAGGCGGCGUAGCGCGGCGCGGUGGCGGGUGCGCGCGCGGCGGCGCAUGCACGCCACCGGCCACACGGACCGCUCGGGCGGCGGCGGCGGUGGCGGCUCCUGGCGCCUCCCGCCCGACGAGACUCUCCAAGUUGCCGACCCCAAGUCUGCCAAAGAGGAGGAUCUGUACCAAGGGGAUGGCCACAACUGGAGGAGUAUAAUAUUUUCAUUAAUGGUCAUAGGUUUUGUCAUAGCCGGUAUUGUGACUGCUAUUUAUUUAUUAGGAUAUGUAGACGAAUUACUAUAUUGGUCGGGUCGUCGUAUGCGUUUGGACGAAUUUCUGCGGGGCGAUUUGACCGGAGAGCGUUUGCCGACCACCUGGGUGAGCUCUCAUCAGCUCGUGUACCAGGCCGACGACGGAGGUCUACUGGCUCUGGACACCUUCAACAACACGCUCACUGUGCUCGUGACGAACCAUACAUUGAGACAACUAAACGUCCGAUGGUACCAAUGCUCACCGAAUUUAAGAUACGUACUGUUUCAACACAAUAUCAAAGAGGUUUAUCGACGAACGUUUACAGCGUACUAUACCGUUUAUGACGUUACCAACGAUCACCACAUUCCACUGUUCGGAGAGGGACAGAGCAGCUGGGAGUGGCAACACGCGGCGUGGCUCGGUCCCGACGGGUCGCUGCUGCUAGCCGCUGACAACGAGGUGCUCGCAAGGCCCGGACCUCCCGCGCGGAGGGCACCCCUACUACGACUCACCAACGACUCCAGCCCUGGACGCAUUUACAAUGGAGUCUCAGACUGGUUGUAUCAAGAGGAGGUGACAAAGACUUCAUCCGCGACAUGGGGUUCGAUAGACGGCACGCUGGUGAUGUACGUGCAGUACGACGACAGCAGCGUGUCCGAGCUCCGGUUCCCGCGCAUCGCGGAGGGCAUCGGCGGCGCCGGAGCCUCGCGGACCGGCUUCCUGCUGCCCACGCUCAACAACACGCACCACACUGUUUUUCCAGAUCAUGUUACAAUCAGAUAUCCCACGCCUGGCAGUUCAAUACCAAAAGUCAAACUAUGGAUUGUAGCUGUUCUGAAUACAACAUCACCUCCUCGAUGGGAAGUGAAACCUCCGAGUACAUUAGAUGGAAUGGAAUAUUACUUCAUAUCAGCCCAGUGGGUGGGCAAAGAGAAUUCUCAUGUAGGUGUAGUGUGGAUGAACCGUGCACAGAAUCUCACUGUUUAUAGCAGUUGUUACGCUCCGAAUUGGACAUGUACAGAGUCACAUUCAGAGAAAGCGACAGAUGAGCCUUGGCUAGAAGUCCAUCAACAGCCAGUAUAUUCAGAGGACGGUAGCGCUUUCCUCCUACUAGCUGCAGUUCAAGAGGGUGGAGGACAGUACUAUACUCACAUCAAGCACGUUGAUGUCAUACGACAACGUAUAGCCGUGCUGUCGCAUGGGAAAGUUGAAGUCGCCGAAAUCCUGGCGUGGGACCAGGAAAAUAAUUUAGUUUAUUAUUUAGGCAGUGCAGAUAGACCUGGUCAGAGACAGGUCUACGUGGUCCGAGACCCUAAUUAUAGCGGUGGAAGUAACUCGGUGAAAGCUCGAGCAGAAAGGGAAGAGCCGCGUUGCCUUACCUGUGAGCUGGCGGUGUGGCCCGCGCGGUUGCAUUACGCCAACUGUUCAUUCUGGCGCGCCAUUUUCUCGCCGGCUAAGCCGAGAGUGGGGAUAACGCAUUACGUGCUGGAGUGCAGAGGUCCUGGACCACCGUUAGCGGGGUUACAUGAUGCUAGGACACAUAAGCUAGAAAGAAUUUUAUAUGACACGAGGCCUUAUAGAUCAGUUCGAUUGCGCGAGUUAGCGUUGCCUACUCGCCGGUCGUUCGAAGUACAGCUGGGCACGGGGUCCAAAGCUCGGGUCCAGCUGCUCCUGCCGCCUUCGUGGCGAGAGGAACUGCGUGAUGCUGCCUUUCCGGUGCUUGUUCAUGUCGACGGCAGACCGGGUAGCCAGCAAGUGACUGAGGAGUUUGUAGUGGAUUGGGGCUCAUACAUGUCGUCUCGCAACGACGUGGUGUACGUAAAGCUGGACGUGGCGGGUGCGCGCGGUCUACCCAGGGCCCUGCUGCGGGGUCGCCUCGGGGGAGUUGAAGUAGCUGACCAAUUGGCUGUUAUUAGAUAUUUGUUAGAAACGUUCAAGUUUUUAGACGUAACUAGAGUUGCUGUAUGGGGUUGGGGCUAUGGUGGGUACGUGACGGCCAUGUUGCUCGGCUCGCAGCAGACCACGCUGAAGUGCGGUAUUGCUGUUUCGCCGAUCACCGAUUGGCUUUAUUACAAUGCAGCAUUCACGGAGCGUAUUUUGGGCAAACCGUCCGUGAACUACAAAGGCUACGUAGAGGCGGACGCAUCUCAGCGUGCGCACCACGUGCCCGCGCAUGCGCUGUACCUCAUACACGGCAUGGCCGACAUGAGCGCUCCCUACCCGCACUCGCUGCAGUUAGCCAGGGCGCUCACUGACGCCGGCGUGCUCUUUAGAUAUCAGGCCUACGCAGACGAAGGGCACGACUUAAAAGGCGUCAUCGAGCACGUGUAUCGUUCAAUGGAAGACUUCCUUCGCGAGUGCCUCUCCCUCGACCCAGAAGACACCAAGUUGCCUCCUCCCGACAGAUAGAGAGAGAGAUCAAUGCCGAAAUAAAUCAAAUUGUUAUCAUUACUACUCUCUCUCUGUAAAUAUGUACAUUAACAUUAUAGUGCUUUAAUAAAAUGUGUUCCCCGUGUUUGGUUGAAUGCCAGUGUCUUAAAUGACUAGAUCGGUGAUGUACGAGAAGUGUGAUGAGAAAAAAAUUAAAUAAUUAAGUUUAUUUAAUUAUAAUGACGGUAUCGUACUUUUUGCUUUGAAAUUAGAAAUUGAAUUUGACAAAUACUUAAACGAUCGAGAUAUUUCACUUUCAAUGUUGAUUCAUCGUAUUUCAUAAACUUGCUUAAGCACCACUCGCCUAAAGCUCUUCGGAUUCACGGACUGCGAAGCACGUUAUCUUAUUAAACGUUCUACUUGCAUCGGUUCUAAGCUUCUAUUGUCAUGUUUUAUGGACCCAAAACACACACAUAUGAAACAAGUAUACAAGUACACUUAAAAAUGUCCAAAAAUACUGACUGCGGCCAAUAAAAGCCACAUCGAAGCUAGUGUAAAUUAAUGUGGCACAGUCAAUAUCUAUGAACGUUUGAGGAAUGUCGGACCACAUCUCUCGAAGGCCCAAGGCGUUGACCUCAAGAACCGAAAUGUGCGCAAUUAUUUUUUUAUUAAUAAUUACAUCGCCACCAACCACAUCAGAAAAGCUAUCUUAGGUUCCAGGUUUUUAUUUGAAACUACAUAGAUAAUUUUUGGAAAUAAAUUUAAGUCGACUGCCUUAUUGUGCUAUCAGACAACAGUCACACAGUUUUUCAAGCUUAUAUUAGAUACUUAUCAGAACUAUAGUUGUCCAAAUCUCCAUUUAAAUACAAAAUUAAAACAUUAUUCUUCCACAAAACACAUUCUUGGAAGUUCUAUCUAGUCGAGUACCGAUGCUUCAAGUAUUCUUAACUUUGAAUCAAUCUUCACCCUCUUUAUAAAUUUAGCAAACUGUAGACUUGCUCUCGGUAGGCAGCGAAUUGGCUCUGCCCCUGGCAUUGCUGAAGUCCAUGGGCGACGGUAACCAC
Bombyx mandarina (wild silkworm) is the source of this 4140-nucleotide messenger RNA. Its product is annotated as inactive dipeptidyl peptidase 10. Lineage: Eukaryota; Metazoa; Arthropoda; Insecta; Lepidoptera; Bombycidae. Gene Ontology annotation, molecular function: serine-type peptidase activity; dipeptidyl-peptidase activity. Gene Ontology annotation, biological process: proteolysis. The record is from RefSeq and is a predicted model, not a curated record. Gene Ontology annotation, cellular component: plasma membrane.